AUGAAACUGAUACAGCUGAAGCAAGGUUCCAUGUCGGUGGCAGAUUACACCAACAUGUUUGAGGAGCUCUGUAGGUUUUCUAGGGUAUGUCAAGGUGCCCCGGAGACUUUUGAGAGCUGGAAGUGUAUUAAGUACCAGAGGGGCUUAAAGGAUAGCAUUAUGACUGUUGUGGCGCCUAUGGAGAUCCGUGUCUUCUCUGACUUGGUGAAUAAGGCGAGAGUGGUGGAGAAGUAUGCCAAGACUGUGGCGGCAUCCAAGGACGCUCAUGGAGGGAGUUCUAGUCGGGGGUGUGGCAAGUAUGUCCAUCCUAGAGGUCAAAGCUUCAAAAGAGAAAGAUAUGCACCUCAAGGUCAAGGAGAUUUCAGGAAGAACACUCAGACUCAGUUUCAUUAUGUUAAAGGGAGAGGAAAUCCGAGUAAGAAUUUUCUGGAUUUGGCUUGUGUACGUUGUGGACGUUUCCAUCCUUAUGACUCAUGCAAAAUUGGUUUAGGUGGUUGUUUCAAUUGUGGGUUGCCUGGCCACAUUGCGAGGGAUUGCACUCAUGGGAGGAACCAGAAUGCGGGCCAGAGUCAGCAUCAAGGUCGAGUCUUUACUGUGAAUGCCAAGGAUGCUUCUAAGGCGGAUCUGUUGAUGAGAGUUAUGACUAGGUCAGGUUGUAGACAAGUAAGGUUCAAACUUGAGGAUAGAAAAUUUGUGCAUGACUUGAUCUGUUUGCCAAUGAUUAGAUUGGAGAUGAUUUUGGGGUUUGAUUGGUUAUCAAAGAAUCGGGUUUUGUUGGAUUACUUUGAACGGACUAUUCGGUUUAUACUGGAAGGAGAGAAUGGAGCAGUGGUAGCUACAAGGUAUUACCUGAACUCUGUAAUGGUGCAUUGUAGUGGGAAGGAGUGUCAGGGUUAUAUUCUGUUGGUUGCUAAUGUGUUGGGUGAUGCCCAGAACUUGGAUCAGAUACCAGUGGUUAAGGAAUUUCCGGAAGUAUUCCCAGAAGAUAUCCGUGAGUUUUCACCUCAAAGGGAAAUCGAGUUUGCGAUUGAAUUGGUGCUGGGAGCCGGACCAGUGUCGAUUGCGCCGUAUAGAAUGGCUCCGAUAGAGCUGGCAGAGUUAAAGACUCAGUUGGAAAGGCUUAUGAACAAGAGGUUCAUUCGACCGUUGAAGAACAAGUACCCGCUUCCAAGAAUAGAUGACUUGAUGGAUCAACUGCAAGGAGCUGGAGUGUUUUCCAAGAUAGAUUUGAGAUCCAAUUACCAUCAGAUAAGGGUGAAAGAGGAUGAUAUCCCUAAGACUGCGUUCAGGACACGUUAUGGACACUACGAGUUUGCGACGGCAAAGGAACAUGAGGAGCAUUUGAGGAUUGUACCACAAAUCCUGAAAGAGCGGAAAUUGUAUGCUAAGUUGUCGAAGUGUGAGUUUUGGAAGGAGGAAGUGAAGUUCUUAGGCCACGUGGUGAGCAAAGGGGGAAUAGUCGUAGACCUUUCUAUGGUAGAAGCGGUGAUGGAAUGA
This is a messenger RNA of Arachis ipaensis, 1497 nucleotides long. The record is from RefSeq and is a predicted model, not a curated record. NCBI's taxonomy places the organism in Eukaryota, Viridiplantae, Streptophyta, Magnoliopsida, Fabales, Fabaceae.